Messenger RNA from Bradysia coprophila, 1767 nucleotides. Its product is annotated as putative serine protease K12H4.7. The record is from RefSeq and is a predicted model, not a curated record. Gene Ontology annotation, molecular function: dipeptidyl-peptidase activity; serine-type exopeptidase activity. Gene Ontology annotation, biological process: proteolysis. Lineage: Eukaryota; Metazoa; Arthropoda; Insecta; Diptera; Sciaridae.
ACCGAUAACUUCUAAUCGUUAAAAGUCCAAUUUGUCCCAAUCGAAAUCGAAAUUGGUUAUCGCAGCGGUUUCUGAUUGUGGCUAACAAUCGGUUACAUAAAUAAUUAACAAAUAAAGUGCUUCUCUUCAGUAAAGGAGAAACCUUGACUCGAGCAAGUAAGGGUAUAGGGAAUAAGAAUGAAUUUGUUAAUCGUAAUUGCGUUUGCCACAUCGGCAAUAUUUGCUGUGAGUGCUGUUGAAUACCAAAAACUGGGAUCGACACCAUGGGAGGAACGACCCAUCGAGACUAUGAAUCAAUUCUACGAGGGAAUAUUCAGAGCCCGAUUGGACCAUUUCCGGCCACAAAAUCAGGAAAGAGUUGAAUUCACCUACCACGUCAAUGCAAACUUCUACAAUCCAGAAGGUGGACCACUGUACAUUUAUCUGAAGGAUUACCGCGAUUACACAACCAGAUGGAUUGAAGACGGUUUGAUGGUGGACAUUGCUCAAGAAACUGGAGCUGCUGUAUUGACCUUCGAUCACCGUUACUUCGGUGUGAAUCGUCCCACAGACACUGCAUCCUUCGAAGAUUUGGAAUUCCUUUCAGUCGAGCAGAUUCUUGCCGAUGUUGCUGAUUUUACCCGAUUUGUUCGUCAAUAUAUUGGCAAUGGUCGUUACACUCCAGUCGUUUUGUGGGGAUCCGGUUUCGGAGGAGUCCUGUCGGUCUGGGCUAGAAGCCGUUAUCCUCAUCUCGUCGAUGCCGCUUGGUCCUCAAGUGGACAUAUUCAACCUGAACUCGCUUCGUUCGGACCAUACGACAUCUUCGAAUACACAUUCAUGAUCCCCGAUGACGACGGUUAUUGCCGUGCAUUGAUUAAGAACGCCUACGACAUUAUUGCCUAUCUCGUCAUCAACGGCGAAGGUGAAUAUUUGAGCGAACGUAUGAACCUUUGCACUCCAGUCGCGACUGACGAUGAAGCUGAUGUUGCAUCCCUAUACGAAAAUACGAUCAGAGCCGUACUCAGUUACAUCAACGAAUACCACUUCACUGGCGUACGAUCAUUCUGUAAUGAUAUGGCCGCCAUCCCUGGAGAUCCGCUAAACUCCUUUGCCAGAUGGGUACGAUACGUUUAUGGAGAUCAGGAGUGUUUCGAUCACAGCUACGACACCAUGAUCGAAAAUACAUCAAACACUACCUGGGGAUCGUUCGGAACUACAGAAGGAAGACGUCAAUGGUACUAUUUGCAAUGCACCCAAAUCGGAGCAUUCUUGUUGGCUGACAACAAUACCUGGUUACCUGGUGUUGUGACAUUGAAUUAUCAUUUGGAGAAAUGCGCAGAUGUUUUCGGCGUCGAAUUCGAAUAUAACACAUUGAGCGGUGCGUUCAACACCCUCAUGCAAGAGUACAAUCAAGCUAUUUCAAACGUUGUUUACACGAACGGAUACUUCGAUCCAUUCAGAUAUUUCGGAAGACUUUACGAUACAUCCGGCCUUGGAACCGUUGUGAACAUGGACUUCGCUGCAAUGUCAGCCGAUCUUAGUUCGCUAUCACCUAACGAUCCGAUCUCAAUCUACGAAGGAAAAGAAAGAGUCAGAGAAUUAAUUGAGAGAUGGUCAGACAUGAAUCCACCACAACCACCACCAACAGGAACACUACCACCUCCAACAUCACCAGCUGAUGUGUAAAUGAAAAAAAAAAUAAUAUUUUUAAUUAGAAAUUUCACUUUGUCUCUUUGAGGCACGUGUGCAAUGUGAAUCAGUAAGCAAUAAAGGUUUACAUUAAACAAU